AUGCCCACCUGUGAAUCGAAGAAUAUAGACAUCCAAUUCCCUGUUUACCAUGGAUUAAGCAAGCUAUCACUUCUGUCAAAGGUGCUACUAUUCAUAGGGGUACACAAACACUAUUCCACUAAACUAAGCAAUUUGGGAGGAAUGGAUUCCAAGUUAUUUUACAACUUGAGGAUAGAGAUUCUUUUGAGAUCAUCACUAAACACUCUUGGUACAAUGCGUUGUACAAACAAAGAAUAUGAAAAUCUCACAUACCAUCCACAUCUUCUUAAUGUGUACAAGCAAAGAAACAACAUUGUAUGUGGUUUUCUAGUUGUAAGGGGUCAAAAUGGGUGCGAUUUCACCGAGUUUGCUCCAUCACAUGGGUCAAAAAGUCUUGAUCUUGGUUUUCUACCACACAAUGCCGAAAUUCUAGCAUCUUCAGAGCAAGGAAUCAUAGUUUUUGAGGUUCCUCAUCCAAUGGUCGAUGGCUUGGUUCGUUACCAUGUGUGUAAGCCUACGACUAAGCAGGUUUUGGCUUUGCCAAAUCCCAAAACCAAGUAUUUAACCAAGAGAGUUUCCAUGGUUGUGAUGGGUUCAAAGCCAUUGCGUUAUAAGAUUAUCAGAUUAUCCGAACCUAAAUUUAAUCCCAAGUAUGAUCGAUAUUACACAACAUAUUAUUGUGAAAUUUUCGACUCAAGAGCAUGGACAUGGAGACGACAAGAUCUUUUAGUAUUUCCUUUUCAUGACUUUUUGCCUUGCCAACAACCAAUCACCGUUAGGGGAUCCAUCUACAUGUUAACGACAAACAACGAUGUAUUGAAAUUUAAUGCAUAUUCUGAAAAAUGGACAACCUUUUCAAUUCCUAUUGAAGACCUCGAUUAUAUUCUGAUUCCAAGGAAACUCGUAAAAUAUCAAGGAAAGUUGGGGUUUGCUUCUAUGACACCAGGUCGUCUUUCUUGGGAGAUUUGGGUUCUUACAAUUGAUGAAUCAUGGGAGAGACUCCAUGUUUUCUUUGCACAAAGCUUACUAGAGGCUAUAUAUGAUUCAGACACGAUAGUUAUGAGGGAGGACAUGGCACUUGUAUUUUACAGGUUUAAAGAAGGUGAUUAUAUAUGUAAGGUCUCACUGUUUGUUGGACAUGGUUGGUAUUAUUAUAUGCGGAUUUUCCCCUUCGGAUCUGAUUUUGAGCAGAGAAAAGAAUUGAUUCUUAAAAACAUCCAUAUCUACAACACCAUUGCUUUCGGUUGCACACAGCCUCCUCCAAGCUGCAAUUUCUUGUCUCUGCCAAAGAAAAUAGAUGAUCGGCGGUUUUGUUAAGUUUUAGAACAAAUUCAAUAAAUAAUCAAAGUCCCGUUUUGUGGAAGGGUGUCAGCCAACAACAAGUGGGGACCAACUCUGAAAAGAUAUUAACCAAGGGCGUAUCUAACAUAUAAGAAGGUGGAAUCUACAAUCAAAUGAGGUCUAUACACCCCACUUAUAAUACUCUAUAUCCGCCACUGAUUGUUCACUGUUUAAUCUUCAUGUUCAUUGUAUAUCAUUUGAUUUAUAUAAAAGGGAAAAUAUCGAUGUACUAGACCACUAAACUCAUUUUUUACCUAUCAAUUAC
Molecule: messenger RNA, 1585 nt
Organism: Lactuca saligna
Lineage: Eukaryota; Viridiplantae; Streptophyta; Magnoliopsida; Asterales; Asteraceae
Source: the annotation of a GenBank genome assembly